UUUUAGUAAGAAAACACCCACAUGGCCUGGCUGGACCUCCAUGGUUGUCAUUGAAGUUGGUAGGAAAGAUCAGAGAGAACCAAAAAGAAGAAAAAGAUUAUUUGGAGUUAAUUGUUUGUAUUAUAAAACAGUUUGAUGUUUCGGUUGGAGUAUUUUUACGGAUUAAACUUGCAAUAAUGUAAUGUAACACAAACUUCUAAAAGAACCCAAUGAGUAUGCUUCAAAUUGAAGGGACCCACACCAUGCAUGUGCUUCCAGAGCUGCCAUUAAUACCCAUGUCCAGUUUUCAAAGCCCCUUUGCUUGUCCUUUCUUUAUCUCCCUCAUCAUCAUGCCUUUGAACACAUUAUUAUUUUAAGGGGACUGAAUUGGGUUGCUUCUUUUCUUUAAUGGGUUAUGACUGGCUUUGGUUUCGUCCCUUCUGAUUCCAUCAAGUUCGAAUUUUUGGAAUCUCCCUGGUCGGUCGGGCUUCUGCUGUAAUAAACUAUGACAUUGUUGGUUGUAACUAGAUGAGGGUUUCUUUAUUUUCUGGGACAUAGUUGGAGGGGUUGACCUAAACUUUGUGUCGGUAUCUCGAGCAAGUCUGAGAUUGGGGUCUCUGUUAGGGAAUUUUUUGGAAUUCAAUUUUGUUUUAAGAAAAUGGGGUAUGUCUAUGUCAUGUUGGAGUGGUUUUUAGGGUUUCUUUUAUGGAACUGACAUAAUGUUUUUUGAAGAAAUCGGUCUCUUAUUUGGUAUAUCUUCUAUCCAUUUUGGGAGAUUCUUUGCAUUCUAAGUUUUGCUUGAAGAUUUUCACAGAGUUUACAGAACUUAGGUCGAGGCCUUUGGGGUUUUGGUAUUUGGGAAACUGGGUUGCAGUUCAGCCCCAAUAGUCCUAAACUCUGGUCUGGUUUGGGGUUGGGGAAUUUCCAUUGUGAAAAAAAUGGCUUGUAUGAAACUGGGUUCCAAAUCUGACGCCUUCCAGAGGCAAGGGCAAGCCUGGUUCUGCGCAACUGGGCUUCCUAGCGAUAUUAUCGUUGAAGUUGGGGAUAUGUCCUUUCAUCUACACAAGUUUCCUUUGCUCUCUAGAAGCGGAGUUAUGGAAAGAUUGAUUGCUGAAGCAUCUGAAGAAGGGGAUGAAAAAUCAUGCAUAAAUCUUCCUGACAUUCCAGGCGGGCCUAAAACAUUUGAAUUUGUGGCCAAGUUUUGUUAUGGGGUGAAACUUGAACUUACUGCUUCUAAUGUAGUAUACCUUCGAUGUGCUGCUGAGCAUCUCGAGAUGACUGAGGAACAUGGGGAGGGCAAUCUUAUUUCACAGACAGAAACAUUUCUUAAUCAAGUAGUCCUGCGAAAUUGGAAAGACUCUCUAAGGGCUCUUCAAACUUGUGAUGACAUCCUUACCUAUGCUGAUGAACUCCAAAUUACAAAAAGGUGCAUUGAGUCCCUAGCUAUGAAGGCUUCCACUGACCCAAAUCUUUUUGGGUGGCCAAUAACGGAACAUGGGGGACCAAUGCAGAGCCCUGGCGGGAGUGUCUUAUGGAAUGGGAUAAGUACUGGGGCUAGACCUAAAAACUCAAGUAUAGAUUGGUGGUACGAGGAUGUAUCAACAUUAAGUUUUCCCCUGUAUAAGAGGUUGAUUGCAGUCAUGGAAUCUCGUGGUAUCAGACAAGAAGUUAUUUCUGGUUCCCUUACUUCUUAUGCUAGAAAGUACCUACCUGUGUUGAACCGGCAUCAGGUUGUAAAUGAUUCUAGCAGUCGACUUGAACCUGUGGGCUUGGGAGCCAUGGUGUCAGAGGAAGAGCAGAGAUUUCUGCUGGAAGAUAUUGAUAGAUUACUUCCAAUGCAGAAGGGCCUUGUCCCAACCAAGUUCCUCUUUGGACUACUUCGAACAGCCAUGAUUCUUCGAGCAAGCUCUUCUUGCAUAUCGAACUUGGAAAGGAGGAUUGGGAUGCAGCUUGAUCAGGCAACAGUAGAAGAUCUCUUGAUGCCUAAUUUCUCUUAUUCCAUGGAGACACUAUACAAUGUUGAUUGUGUGCAACGGAUUCUUGAGCACUUCCUUGCCAUGGAUCAGAUUACAGGUGGAGCCUCGCCAUGUUCAGUUGAUGAUGGCCAGUUGAUUGGGUCACCUUCAUUAACACCAAUCACGAUGGUAGCUAAGCUGAUUGACGGGUAUCUUGCUGAAGUUGCCCCUGAUGUUAAUUUGAAGCUUCCCAAGUUUCAAGCUCUUGCUGCUUCUGUUCCUGAUUACUCCAGGCCCUUGGAUGACGGUCUCUAUCGUGCAAUAGAUAUUUAUUUGAAGUCACACCCAUGGUUGGGAGAGUCAGAGCGAGAACAACUAUGCAGGCUGAUGGACUGCCAGAAGCUAUCAUUGGAAGCUUGCACCCAUGCUGCACAGAAUGAGAGAUUGCCACUGAGAGUAGUAGUCCAAGUCCUCUUCUUUGAGCAGCUACAACUUCGGACGUCCAUUGCAGGUUGCUUUCUUGUUUCUGAUAAUCUUGACGGGUCAAGGCAGUUAAGAAGUGGGGUUGCAGGGUCAUCGGAAGGAGGAUGGACAACAGCUGUGAGAGAGAACCAGGUGUUGAAAGUCGGAAUGGACCACAUGAGGAUGCGAGUAUGUGAGCUGGAGAAGGAGUGUUUGACUAUGAGGCAGGAAAUUGAAAAGUUGGGACGGGUUAAGGGUUCGAGUGCUUGGGAAAAUGUUUCGAAGAAACUGGGUCUUAAGAUGAAAUCUCAGAUGUGCAGUGCUCAAGAGGGUUCAGUUAGUAAACAAAAAAAUGGGAAUGGGAAGAACAGACAUGGGAAGCAUAAGAAAACCUUCACUCCAGAUCCAGAGGCUUAAGACCAUUUCCACUAAUUCCUUGUUUUGUGCAAUAUUGCUUUAACAGACUACAUCCGAAAUCUCCUAGGAACUGUGUGCAUUAGGGUUUUUACUGUUGAUUCUUCGUUCCUUUACACCUCUUCUCAUCUAGCAACUGACUCAACUAUAUGGAAAAAGGAAUUCAACUGUAUAAUUUCGUUCUUCGACUGUACUAGUCCAUACUUGCUGGUAACAUACCCUAUUGCUAUAGGACCCGCAUAGUAUUGACAAUUUUAUACUGGCUCAAAUAACGGUUAAUAUCGA
This is a messenger RNA of Carica papaya (papaya), 3095 nucleotides long. RefSeq names its product Phototropic-responsive NPH3 family protein. The record is from RefSeq and is a predicted model, not a curated record. Gene Ontology annotation, molecular function: protein binding. NCBI's taxonomy places the organism in Eukaryota, Viridiplantae, Streptophyta, Magnoliopsida, Brassicales, Caricaceae.